Messenger RNA from Closterium sp. NIES-67, 1828 nucleotides. NCBI's taxonomy places the organism in Eukaryota, Viridiplantae, Streptophyta, Zygnematophyceae, Desmidiales, Closteriaceae. The record is from the annotation of a GenBank genome assembly.
GCACACGCAAGUUUGCAGUUGGUCGUGCAUAAUUUACUCUAUCGCGUAUGCCCUAAGCGGUGAGCGAGCUCCCACCCCGUGACACGCCCGUAGCACGGGUUGCAGUCGGCGCAAUGCUCACCCACUGGCUCCGCCUGUCCCUUCCGCGCGCGCCACUGCUACCGCCACUCGCGGCUGACCGCUUCGCGCCUGCGCGCGCCGAGGCAGGAAGCGGGGAGCGAGCGGAAGGUGGGGGGAAGAGAGGCGGCGGGAAUGGGGGGAGCGGGGAAGGCGCGCCGCCGUUUGAGUCCAAUCAGCGGUCGGCGCGAGCGUAUGGGGGGGAAAAGGGCCCCGGGAGAACGAGCCGGAGUGGCGGAAGGGAGCGGAGGAAGGCUGCGGCGGAGGAAGCGGAGAGCGCUGGCGGGGCCGUGGCGGAUUCAGUUCGGCGGAACGCGCAGCUGACGGCGGAGGCGCUGCGCAGCAAGAGCCGCCGCGCGAAGAGAUGGCUCGGACAGCACUACAUGCUGCAUGAUGACAUCAGCAGGGCCACGGUGGCAGCAGCGGCCAUCCAGCGGGGCGACCUAGUGCUGGAGGUGGGGCCGGGCACCGGGGCGCUCACGGCGGCGCUGGUGGAGGCGGGGGCGCACGUGAUAGCGGUGGAGAAGGACCCUGACAUGGUGCAGCUGGUGCGCGAGAGAUUCGCCCACUGCCCGCAAGUAGAGGUGGUGCACGCGGACAUCCUCAAGUGGCCCGUGCAGGCACACCUCGCCAUGCGCCUGCACCACCCACUGCGAGGGGCGGAUGGGGCUGCGGCGGAGGGCCGUGGGGCAGGCGCGCGUGGGGGGGCAGCAGAAGGCGCGCGUGGGACGGACGGGCAGGCGGGAGAGGCAGCGCUGCCCCUCACUGCUGGUGACCGGUUGCCCGCUGCCCCCGCGCCUGGCGUGGCUGGCAACAGAAGCAGGGAGUCGCUGGGUGUCAGCAGCAGCGGCCAACGCGCCAAGGUGGUGACAAACCUGCCCUUCAACAUCACCACGGACUUCCUCCGCCUCUUCCUCCCCCUCGGCCACCUCGUCGCCACCGUCGUCUGCAUGCUGCAGGAUGAGGCGGCACAGCGCCUCGUGGAUGCCUCGCCUGCACCCUCGCAGUACCGACCAAUGAGUGUCUUUGUCACCUACUAUGCAGACCCCACCUACCAAUUCUUUGUCAGCCGCCGCAGCUUCCUGCCUCCACCCAAUGUCGAUGCAGCCGUGGUGUCUUUCGCUCUGAAGCCACCAAUGGCACGAGUCCACGUGGCAUCACCCUCUGAGUUCUUCAACAUGGUGAACAUGGCCUUCCAGGCGAAGCGCAAGAUGCUGCGGUCAUCCCUGCAGCCCGAGUACUCCUCGGAGCGCGUCUCCGCUGCCCUUGAGGCGCUCACGCUGCCCGCCACUGCUCGCCCAGAGGAGCUGUCCUUUCAACAGUUUGUCCUCCUUUUUGGCAAGAUUCACGAUCAAUAGUUUGUGCUUAGCAGGGCGUGUCCUAUGCGUAUGUCCGAUUGUGAUUAGGUGAGGCGAUUUCGGGGUCAGAAGGAUCAAAUGUUAAUCCACAGCGGUUGGGUAAGGCAUUGAGCGGAAACGAAUGCUUAGGACACUCCCUUAGAAUAGAUAAACAAUCACCAGGUAGAAUGUAUGCUAUGAGUUUGGUGUAGACAAUAUGGGUUUCGGGUUGAUUCCGGCAAUCCCAAUAUCACGAAGCCUUCGCCGUGGUCGUCGCAGGGGUUUCGUGUGCGGUUCGUGCAAGGGGUUCUGUUUUCCCCCCCUGACAGGGGACCGCUGGGGACGACGUCUGCAGGGCCCAAAAUUGGUUUUAG